UUUCAUAAUUUUUCUUUCUGUAUGCAGUAAGUUAAACGUGCUUGUUCAUGCAUGCAGUGUGGUAAGUUGUUGCCGUUUGGACAUCAACCUCUCCACCUACGCCGUUCGUCGUGAGUUAGAGAAAAAGGAAAACGUGUGUAAACAAUGCUUAAGGCCGUAAAGAAAUCGACCGAGGUAAAUAAAGCCAAGUUAAAACUCAGUGCCAGCAAUGGUAACGAGAACAACAUCACCACCAACAACAACAAUAACAAAAACAAAAACAGCAGCAGCAGCGGCAUUAAUAGUAACAAAGACAGCGACAACAACUCCGAAGUGUCUAGUGCACUGGAUCUCAAAAGGGAGACCAUCGUUGGUCAAAUAUCGGAGGGUUCUUCAAAUGACUGUCUACCACUGAAGAAGCUCAGCCUGAAGGGCAAUCAACUCUGUGGCAGUAUUUUGAUUGGCAAUUACAAUUAUUUGACCCAGUUGGAGGUAUGCGAGAACGAAAUGGAAGUCUUGGAUUUGAGUUCUCUUGCCCAGCUGGAGACACUAAAAUGCAGUUACAACAAGUUAAUUGAACUCAUUUUCAAUGGAAGCAACUUACAGACCCUCAUUGCGGAUCAUAACUGUCUGCAGAGCGUUCCCAUAUCGAAGAGUGUGCCCCUGAAGCUUCUGCACAUAGACUUAUCGCACAAUUACUUAAGUGAGUUGCCAAAAUGGAUUGGAGAGUGCGUAUCAUUGGUGACACUCUCCGCGUCGCACAAUCUUUUGAACAACGUCACGGAACUGCUAAGCAAUUGUCGAAUCAAAUGCCUACAGACAUUGGAUUUGGCUUACAAUAGAUUACAGGAACUUAACUAUCUACCGGAUUCAUUUUGCAGCGUAAGGCAGCUACAGCUACAAAGCAAUGAACUGCAGUGCUUGCCAGCGAACUUCUUUGCCGUAACUCACUCGCACUUAAGUUCGCUGAAUGCCUCAUGCAAUCGACUGACGUCGCUUCCGCGUUACGAGCAGAACAACAAUGCAGCACUUGAAGAACUCUGUCUGACGUCAAAUCAUCUGAACGACAAUAUAUUUGAUGUCCUCUUGCAUGCUGGCAGGCUCAAGACUCUUCGCUUAGCCCAUAAUCGAAUUGCAGUUUUGCCAGCGGAUUGUGUGCACAACUGGCCUGACUUGGAGGUGUUGGUAUUGUCAGGUAACAUGCUGCAGCAACUGCCAGAGCAAUUGUCAGCUCUAAGCCAAUUGCGGGUGCUGCGAUGCUGCAACAAUCUAUUGCUGAGCACUCCGAAGCUGGCCAAGCUGAAGAAGCUAAAGAUUUUGGAUUUGGCACACAACCAUUUGGAUCGCAUCAAUUUGUUGUCCUUGGUACCGGUGCGAAUUCUCAAGUACCUCGAUUUAUCAGGCAAUUUGCAGCUGCAGGUAGAUGAGCAGCAGUUGAAGGCCUGUCAGACGCAGAGCCAACGCAUCUGGAGUCUGAUUGAUGUGUCUGGUAAUAAUCGUGCCGCCUUACCCACCAGCAUCAACACCCAGGUAUUGCCCUCGGAGUCAAACGAGAAGCGCACGUCUAAAGUCAGCACGCAGUCCUGGUCCUUGGGAUUUGCCGAAACGCCAGGUGAUCUGCGGCGUCUACUGGUUUCGCAGCUUCGCGCUAGUCCCAUGAAUGGAUUCGAUCAGGCGCUGUUCGGUAUGUUCGAGUCAGAGACUGAGGCAGACGCCCGAAUAGCCCAACAAAUGGCGCAGCUGGUGCCAGAGCUGUUGAAGCAGGAACAGACCCUAAAUGAGACAUCCCACAACGACUAUAUGAAAUACACUUUGUUGGCAGCGCAACGCCAAUGCAGUGGCAAUCUACGCAGCGCCACGCUCUUCCACUUGGUACGGCUGCCGACCAAGGUGCACGCUCUGAAGACGAAGCGCUUUGUCCUUCGAAUGGCCAAUAUGGGAUACCUUGAUGCAUAUCUCGUUCGUCGUACAACGCACCUGCGACUAACCCAACCCGAAAUCCAACUUGGCGUUAACACUCGUAAACAAGCCGUCGGCCAUUCUCUGCCCGAUCCAGAAAUAUUAGAGGUAACUCUGAGCAACGAUGACCAGUACCUGGUGCUGGCUAAUGACCAGUUAUGGUCGGUUAUGGAUAUUGGCAGGGCCGCAAGGGAGAUACGCAAGGAAGAGAAUGCCUUGCUUGCGGCUAAACGGUUGCUGGAGAUAGCGCAGAGCUUUGGAGCGACAAAGAAUCUCAGCUUGAUUGUUGUUCGCUUCUGUCACCUGAGUACCGAUGUGGAUCAUCUCAUACGCGAGCUCAAACAGAGUGUGCGGAAAAAACCAGCGAUUAUUGCUUCGCAGUCUCAGAACUUGUCUGUGAGUAAGCGCACCUGUUGUGAUCGAAGUAAUGCGUGUCGCCAUCGCACAUUGGAUCAGGAAUUGCUGGCAGGUCGCUACUCGCCCAGUGGUCAAAGCAAUCCCGAUAUUUUGGCCAAAGACAUUGGCGGCAGUUCGGGUCACGUCGUGGCCAAAGAUGAGUUUAUAUUGGCGCAUGCCCGUGUGAUGCAGGAGGAGCAACAAUUGGAAAUGCUAGACGAAACAGAAUCUGUGUUGUCGGAGGAGCAGUUUAAGUGCUGGGAGUAUAUGCUUGAGCAGAACACUCAACUGCUCUUUGACAAGGAGUUGAAUACUAUAUCGAAAUCAUUCUCCAAACAACGAAUGCCCACAACAGCUAAGCUCACAGCUGCCGAUUGCAAUGAUCUGAAGUCAAAUCUCAUUCGGAAUGUGACCAACAAAUUCAUAUCGAGCAGCACGCCCCAUCUGCCUCAGUCGGCGGCGACAAUAGCCGCAUACCAGCAGCCGGUAAAGCAACCGUUGACCACUGAACACUUUGGCAGUAUGCGAUCAUUUCAACAAUCCCAUAAUUAUGGAUACAAUCUCAUUGAUGGCAAGGCUCGUGAUGCCUUUGCCAAGUUGGGCGGAGGACCCCAUGCGGCCUACUUUGGUUCCCUUCAGCGCCGCAUGCCCUAUAAUUUUGAGUACGAUUUUCCCGUCCCCCAGGAGAGGAAUCAUGACGUGUUGGAUGAGGAAGAUGUCGAUGAGGAUGUCUACACAGAACACGAAAGUCGUAUGAGAAAGUAUUGGGGUGUGGCAACCACUGAGCUAUAAGCUGAGAUAACAAACAUCUUGGCAUUGUUAUUUACUACUGUACUUCAUUUUCAAGAUUGUUUUGAAUCGAAUAAAACUCUUCUGUAAGAUUACAUACCUAAGUAGAACAGCACCCAAUGUUAUCUCUUUCUCAAAUAUUAUUUUAUGUGCUUCACGGGUGCACAGCAUAAAGAGCAUAAACCUCGGACUCGAAACUAAAUGGAAACUUUUCUGAACUAUCUGCGUAUUUAAAUUUGACCCUUUUUUUGUCAAUACAUAUUUUCAAUCACGCAGUAGGCGACUG
Molecule: messenger RNA, 3409 nt
Organism: Drosophila albomicans
Lineage: Eukaryota; Metazoa; Arthropoda; Insecta; Diptera; Drosophilidae
Gene: Phlpp
Product: protein phosphatase PHLPP-like protein
Exons: 4
Coding region: 145-3126 (993 amino acids)
Molecular function (GO): protein binding
Source: RefSeq, a predicted model, not a curated record